Molecule: messenger RNA, 2058 nt
Organism: Juglans microcarpa x Juglans regia
Lineage: Eukaryota; Viridiplantae; Streptophyta; Magnoliopsida; Fagales; Juglandaceae
Exons: 3
Coding region: 1-2058 (685 amino acids)
Molecular function (GO): nucleic acid binding; zinc ion binding
Source: RefSeq, a predicted model, not a curated record
AUGGAGAUGGUGUUUGAUUAUCACAACUACACAAAGAUAAAGAAGGUUAAGUUGGCUGCAAUUGAAUUUAUCGAUUAUGCCAUUGUUUGGUGGGAUCAAUUAUUGAUUAAUAGGAGGAGGAAUAGAGAGCCACCCGUGGACACUUGGGAGGAAAUGAAAAUGCUUAUGAGGAAGCGUUUUGUACCCAGCCACUAUUAUAGGGGAUUGUAUCAAAAAUUGCAGAGGUUAAUUCAAGGUUCUAAGAGUGUGGAUGAGUAUUACAAGAAGAUGGAAGUAGCUAUGAUCCGGGCUAAUGUAGAAGAGGACCGGGAAGCCACCAUGGCUAGGUUUUUGCACGGUUUAAAUCGUGAGAUUGCGGAUAUAGUCGAGAUGCAGCACUUUGUUGAGUUGACAGAUAUGGUGCAUCAAGCCAUAAAGGUGGAGGAACAAUUCAAACAAAAGAGAUUGGCUAGGAGGGGACAACCUAUGGCUACCACUAGCUCGUGGAAGACAGCAGCUCCAAAAAGGGACGAGCAGCUACAAAAUAAGUCAAAAUUUGAAUCAUCUAAGAGUGCCAACCCAAAGACCGCCACUACUUUAGGUAACACCGUGACUUCAAGUUCUAAAACACGUGAUAUUAAGUGUUUUAAAUGUCAAGGGCGGGGACACAUAGCCAGCCAGUGUGUAAACAAAAGGGUGAUGGUGAUAAACGCCCAAGGAGAGCUUGACUCGGAAAAUGAGGAAGAAGUAGAUAAUGAUGAUAUGCCAUCUUUGGAGGAUGUCGAUGAUGAGCAAAAUGCUGUGGUUGGAGAUUUAUUGGUAGCAAGGCGAGUUCUCAAUGUGCAGGUUAAGGAGGAAGAAAGUAACCAAAGGGAGAACUUGUUUCAUACUCGGUGCUUUGUAAAUAACAAAGUUUGCAGUGUCAAUAUUGAUGGAGGGAGUUGCACAAAAGUAGCCAGCACUUAUUUGGUGGAGAAAUUGGCUUUAACUACCUUGAAACAUCCUCAACCUUAUCGGCUUCAGUGGCUGAAUGAAUGUGGCGAAAUCAAGGUGACAAGACAAGUGUUGGUGGCAUUAUCCAUUGGCAAAUAUGAGGAUGAGGUGCUUUGUGAUGUGGUUCCUAUGCACGCAUGCCAUUCACUACUGGGAAGACCAUGGCAGUAUGAUCUGAGGGUUACUCAUGAUGGAUUCACAAAUAAGUAUUCUUUCACUUUUAAAAGGCAACCUAUUACUCUUGUGCCAUUAACUCCAAAACAGGAGUUUGAAGAUGUCCUUCCUGAAGAGGUACCUUAUGGUUUACCUCCAAUCCUAGGGAUUGAACAUCAAAUUGAUUUCAUACCUGGUGCAUCAAUUCCAAACCGACCUGUUUAUAGGAGUAAUCCCAAGGAGACCAAGGAACUUCAAAGCCAAGUCAGUGAAUUAUUGGAGAAGGGGUAUGUGCCUGAAAGUAUGAGUCCUUAUGCGGUUCCGGUGUUAUUAGUUCCUAAGAAGGAUGGAACAUGGAGGAUGUGUGUUGACUGCCGAGCCAUCAACAACAUAACGAUUAGGAUGAAAGAAGGUGAUGAAUGGAAAACUGCUUUUAAGACUAAAUAUGGUUUGUAUGAGUGGUUAGUGAUGCCUUUCGGUUUAACUAAUGCUCCGAGCACAUUUAUGCAUUUGAUGAACCAUGUUUUGCGAGCAUUUAUUAGUAGGUUUGUAGGUGUGUAUUUUGAUGAUAUCCUAAUCUAUAGCAAAAACUUGGAAGAACAUGUAACGCAUUUGAAAUAUGUUUUGGAAAUUCUAAGGAAAGAAAGGUUGUUUGCUAACCUCAAAAAGUGCACUUUUUGCACGGAUAAGCUUGUAUUUCUUGGUUUUGUUGUUAGUAAGAGAGGAAUUGAGGUGGAUGAGGAAAAGGUGAAGGCAAUCCAUGAGUGGCCAACGCGUACAACAAUCAGCCAAGUGAGGAGUUUCCAUGGCUUAGCUAGCUUUUAUAGACGGUUUGUGCGUGAUUUUAGUAGCUUAGGCGCCCCUCUCACUGAAGUCAUCAAGAAAAAUGUACCGUUUAAGUGGGGAAAGAACAAGAAGAGGCAUUUAGUCUGA